AUGGCCAUCAGACGUGGCCGAUUCGGUUACUCAUUCACAGUCAUCCGCGUCCUCCAGUUUUUCUGCUUCGUUGCCAUAGCAGGCCUCUGUUCCCUUCCCGCCGCUGAGAUAAACCGUCUGGACGCACCAAAACAGGCGGCGCCCAUAGCAUAUGCUCUUGCGAUUUCAGUCCUAUCAGCAGUCUGCGCAGCUACCGCAGUCCUAUGGCAUAUCUGCGGCGCUCUCCCUUACUUCGCUAAUAGCAUCGUGGACGGUGUCCUUGCGGUUCUUGUGAUUGUCAUGGCUAUUCUAGUCGGGCGCCCGCUGACACGCCUUAACUGCGGGGUAGUUGGGGACUUCAAUGAACACAUCACUUCCCUUGGAGAUGUGCUUUACUCCGUCGAGGGAAUGGGCGUGGAGGGUGACGGGGUUUAUAAGAAUAUUACAGAUGCGGCAAAAAAGUUCUCAAAGGUCCAUGAUGUCGACGGGUUGCAAGGAGUUGAAGGGCUCCCGGCACUUGGGAAGACAAGAGAGGAAGUAUGGAGCAAGAUAGGGGACUAUGACCAGUGGGUUGGGAGGGUACAGAGAGUGUGCAUCAGCAUGAAAAUUGUUUGGGCACUGGCCAUUAUUUUGAUAUUCUUGCUUGUUGCUACCGCGGUACUAUCGUGGAUCUUGCACCGAAGAGUUAAUAGUAUUCCGACGUUUCAUGUCGAAGAAAACGAGGACGGGUCGCAUUCAUACUAUACCGAGCACGUGCCCGCCUCGGUAAUGAGGGAGGUGAGCAUGACGGAUGAUGAGGAGGGGCGGGCGAGCGGUGAAUAUAGAUACGGGUAUGCGGAUCAUCGACCAACUGUUGGGAGGGAAGGGUUGUAA
This is a messenger RNA of Morchella sextelata, 852 nucleotides long. RefSeq lists its product as uncharacterized. The record is from RefSeq and is a predicted model, not a curated record. Lineage: Eukaryota; Fungi; Ascomycota; Pezizomycetes; Pezizales; Morchellaceae. The transcript has 3 exons. The coding region runs from base 1 to 852 and encodes 283 amino acids.